AUGGCCGACCUGGGAGCGUCGCGGAACUCUCCACCUCACAACCGGCCUCCAGGCAUGGAAGGAUUUUUAAAAUCUGAUGAGAGACAAAGACUAGCCAAAGAAAGACGAGAAGAAAGAGAGAAAUGUCUUGCUGCCCGAGAGCAGCAGAUCCUGGAGAAACAGAAAAGAGCCAAGCUCCAGUAUGAAAAGCAAAUUGAGGAGCGUUGGCGAAAACUGGAGGAGCAGCGCUUAAGAGAGGACCAGAAGAGAGCUGCUGUGGAAGAGAAGAGGAAGCAGAAGCUCCGAGAAGAGGAAGAACGGCUGGAGGCGAUGAUGCGCAGAUCCAUUGAGCGUACACAGCAGCUGGAACUGAAGAAGAAGUGCUCUUGGGGAGGAGCACUGGCUUCAAGCUCUGGCAGCCGUGAUGGUGAAUCAGAAAAUACCCCAUCCCUUCCUGUAGGUUUAGCAGCCAGCACCCUCCCUGUGGACCCAGGCACCGCUGCCACUGCUGCUGAGUCCACCAAUGCUUGUGACAAGCUUUCAACUUCGACCAUGAAUUUGCCAAAGCAGAUGGAGCCUCCAAUGAGUAAACGCCUGUCUUCAUCCACUGCAGCAAUACCUUAUUCUCCAGAACGAGCUCCUGCUGGCGCUCUCAAAUCAUCUUACAAAUCAUCUCCCACUCGAAAUGCUGAGAGAAAGAAGACUCCAACUUCUGGCACAGGAGAAUCAGGAAAAGGAGCUGCUGUGGGAGCUGAGGCCCCUCUGGUGGAGAAGGCAAAGAGGGAGCCUCGAGCAGUAACUUCCAAGACCACCGUGUCCCUGGGAUCACCACUGAAAAAAUGUGACUUUUCAACAGGCCUUUCUAAGAAACCAUCUUCUCCUGUAAGACACAAGUCAACUUCCAAAGUCUAUCAACUGUCUCCAAAGAAGUCACCAUACCCAGGGUCGCCAGUGAAAUAUCGUCUUCCUGCCUUUUCAUAUCAAGAAGUUCCGAAGAAGAAGGCAGAGAAAGAAAAGACCAACAAGGAAAGGGAAAGUGCUGGUGGACUGCAGGCUCUUGGUGGGCACGGAGAAGAUGCCCUUGAGAAGCAUGUUGUGGACAAGCACAUCACUGAGAAGCAUGCUGCUUCUGGAGGGAAGAGCGAGAGCAGUGAAGCUACAGGGAAGCCUACAGCAGGUACUACUGAUGCUGGAGAGGCAGCGAAGAUCCUGGCUGAGAAGAGACGACAGGCUCGGCUGCAGAAGGAGCAGGAAGAACAAGAACGACUAGAGAAGGAAGAGCAAGACAGGCUGGAGAAAGAGGAACUGGAAAGAAAGGCAGAAGAAGAAAGGCUUCGUCUAGAAGAAGCAGCCCGUAAACGUGAAGAAGAAAGGAAACGGCAGGCUGAGGAAGAGAAAAGAAAGGCAGAAGAGGCAACGAGGAAGAAGGCUGAGGAGGAGCUGUUAUUGAAAGAAAAUCAAGAAAAGGAAAAGCAAGAGAGAGAGAAGCAAGAAAAAGUCAUGAUUGAGAAGCAGAAAGAAGCAGCAGAAGCAAAGGCCCAAGAAGCUGCUAAGCAAAUGCGUCUAGAAAGAGAACAGAUCAUGCUGCAGAUUGAGCAGGAGCGACUGGAAAGGAAGAAGAGAAUAGAUGAAAUCAUGAAGAGAACAAGGAAGAGUGAUGUGUCUCCAGAAGUGAAGGUAGAAGUGAAGAAAGACGAGCCUAAAGUGGGGAGUCCACCUGUUGUGUGUGUGGAAAAUAAGGCAAAACCAGUUGUCCCCAACAAAAUUGAAAUCAAUGGAUUGAAUGCCUGCCAGGAAGUGAAUGGUGUAGGGCGAGCUGCCCCAGAAACUUUUCCUCGGGACGUUUUCGCUAAUGGGCUUAAACCAGUUCCAGGACUUAUUCAUUUAGAUACCCUUGAUGGGAAAUCAAGCAGUCUGUAUGAUUCCACUGAAGAAGUUCAGUCUAUGGAUGUGAGCCCUGUUUCAAAAGAAGAGCUCAUCUCCAUCCCAGAAUUUUCACCAGUGAGUGAGAUGAUUCCUGGGGGAUCCCUAGACCAAAAUGGAACUGGUCAUGCCCGAGCACUUCAAGAUCUCUUAGAUUUCACUGGGCCCCCUGCAUUCUCCAAGAGAUCCAGUGAGAAUCUCAGCCUGGAUGACUGUAACAAAAACCUGAUCGAAGGAUUUAACAGUCCUGGCCAAGAAAAUACUCUAAACACCUUCUGUUGACAAAUCCAACAUCUCUUUAAGGAAAGGUGGUGGUUGGAGACCCCGUCAAGCUGCUACUGGUCCUAUCCAAGCUGCUACCCAUCUGAAGAAGCUUCUGUCACUCUUAACCACUGGAUUCCACAUUAUUAGAUCUAAGUGUACCUGUAUUCCUAGCUAGUACGUCAGACACUGGCCACUCUUGGUAGAAACCUUGAGACUUUCACCUUGUUGGGCGUUAGCAAAGUUUCAUUCCCCAGUUCUCUUUAGAAGCUUCGGCUGCUGACAAACACUACCUGUACUGCUCAGACAUCCCAGUGAGCCUCUGAAGAGCUUAAGCGACUCCAGCUUGGAACUGUGCUUUACAACCAGCCUCUUCCCCAAGUUGGAGCACAUAACCGUUUAGGUAUUUUUCCUUGUAGAUAUUCUAUACAUUUAUCCAAACUCUACUAAACUUAAGCUGCAUAUCUUCCCUUCUUUGUUUUGUUUUGUUUUUUAACGAAAUCCAGGAUUCCCCUGUUCCCUGGGUACCUUUCUUGGAAGGUUCUGUCAAGAAGUCCUUUAUUAUUAUUAAGCUUAGCCACUUGCAAAAUAUAUUAUCCUACGAUACUCUUGGAGGGCUACAGUAAUGAGUCUGGUUGAAUAAGGAAGAAAUUGAACAGUGUGUGAUUUCUGUUCUAUUAUGUUGAUUCUUAUGUACAUGGGCAGCUGAAGAUAGCGAGUCCCUUUCAUAUUGUGCUUUAAAAUCUCCAAACUGCCCUCACUCCAAACCAUUGAGCGGCUCUAAUUGAAUAUAUGAACAAAUGAUAUGUAGUUGGUUGAUUUCCAUAAUGUUACUAUUUCUUUUGAAUCUUGGGGUGGGGGUGGGGUUGUGGAUUUACUCUUAUGUUUGCUCAACUUAACUCAAGCCCAGGACCAAAUGAAAACCGGAUGCUCUGAAAUGAGGGGCCCUGAGUUGGACCCAGUAUAUCACUUUACAAACUUUAGCAUAAAAGCAUCUGAAUGGGGAAAAUGACAGUCGAAUUUAUUAUACUCCAUACAUCUUAUGCCAUGUAGUGAUGUUUUCUCUGAAUUUGUUUCUCCUGGUUUAAAAAAAAUGUGACUUUCAGAUUAAAUUGAUCCUUUUUUCUUUGAAACGUUAUUUGAUUUGUAUAAUGAGGGGUUUGGAAAAAAACAGAAUUCUGAGAGAUGUAUGCAGCCAGAAAGUGUGCAACUAUGGAGAAAUCUCAACAGUAAUCUUGCUCGUGUGCUUUUCAAAGGAGCUAUGGUUUAAGAAUUUAUUCAUUACCGAAACUGUGUAUGUUUGUGUAUGUAUAUUGUAUGUAUAUAUAUAUAUGAAAUAAAAUACAUGCCUCCAAUGAUGCAUUGACAUUUAUCUCGAAGACUUAGUGGGAAAAAUCCUCUCUAUGACAAGCACACAGUACUUAAUAGCAUGGUUCUGUCUUUCCAAAAAAAUGCCUCACCAUCUUACAGCUUUAUUUUGUUAAAUGUUUGUUUUGUUGCGAUCUCUUGUAUCCGGCAGCACCAUUGUGACUGUGGUGAUGCCUCAUUUGCAUGAUGUGUACUUUGUGUUUAACAUGAAAUACAUUUUCAUGAUAGAGUCUGA
This is a messenger RNA of Echinops telfairi (small Madagascar hedgehog), 3766 nucleotides long. RefSeq names its product MAP7 domain containing 2 (gene MAP7D2). Gene Ontology annotation, cellular component: microtubule cytoskeleton. Bases 1 to 2184 code for a protein of 727 amino acids. Gene Ontology annotation, biological process: microtubule cytoskeleton organization. The transcript is spliced from 17 exons. NCBI's taxonomy places the organism in Eukaryota, Metazoa, Chordata, Mammalia, Afrosoricida, Tenrecidae. The record is from RefSeq and is a predicted model, not a curated record.